Molecule: messenger RNA, 306 nt
Organism: Soboliphyme baturini
Lineage: Eukaryota; Metazoa; Nematoda; Enoplea; Dioctophymatida; Soboliphymatidae
Source: the annotation of a GenBank genome assembly
AUGUGGAAGGAGUCUCCUCCAUACUGCGAUUGUCGUCUGCCGAAACUCAGGAUCGAAAACGUUGGAAGCUCUCUCUGGCGCGUCUACGUUCACGACUCGAAGGGAGAACCGGUUAUAGAGGAAGACGAUGAAAAAGAAGUUGAGUUAAGCAUUUCUUUAAAAUAUAGGCUGAUGAACGGAUAUGAAAUGGCCAGUGGCCUUGUGUUCUACCAGAAUGAAGGAACGGCCAAUGAAGCCGACGGCAUUGCUGUAUGUGAGCAAGGAAUGAUUUUGGCAACGGCUGAUUGUGUUCACACUAUCCCUUAG